This is a messenger RNA of Effrenium voratum, 1602 nucleotides long. The record is from the annotation of a GenBank genome assembly. NCBI's taxonomy places the organism in Eukaryota, Dinophyceae, Suessiales, Symbiodiniaceae.
AUGGGGGUACACGAUGUCUACGAGAGCCUGGAUACGCUGAUAAGCCGGUGGAAGACGGCGCAUUUGCUGGAUUACUUUCUGGUUGAGCAAGCCCAGAUUCGCAGCGUCCAGCGUGCUCUCACCAUCCACGAACAGGACCAGCUGGACACGCUGGUAGAUGAGCUGACCUGGGAGAAAGUGGUCACUGUGACAAAUCACGCGGCAGAGCAAGUGUUCGGCGUCAUCGCACGUGCGCCACCUCGUCCGUGGCUGGCAGGCCGAAAUGUUGAGAUGAAGGCACUCAGUUACGCAGUGUACACUGCCAAGCUAGCUGCCGCGGCCGCUGCAAAUCUGCAACCGGGGUCGCGCUCGGCGGAAGAAAUAGCAGACCUGAAAGGAGUGCGGGAGGGACAGCCGGGGCUGGUGGAAGCACCAGAAAACCCCUCACUUGAUGCUGAAGCGUGGCAGCAACACUUCCAGGCGAUCCAGAACGGGGCGAUGCCAGUACACGACCGGGUCUGGAACGCAAUCCCUGAACACGAGCAGGUGGCCACCUGGAUGGGAGAUGCGCCGUCUGAGGCAGAAACACGGCGAGCAAUCCAGAACAUGAAGUGUGGUAAAGCACCCGGAGUAGACGGUGUGACGGUGGAGGCGCUGCGUUGGGGCCCCGAAUCCUUGCAGUCGCAACUCCACUUAGUCGUCACGCACAUGUGGAACGAGGCCGGCAGUUGUCUUGACGAUCAGUUGGGACCUACGUGGCCUACGGACUGGUCGACGGCAAUCAUAAUACCACUCUGGAAGCAGAAGCAGCCAAAAACGGAUAAGAACAACUGGAGAGGGAUCACACUACUCAGUGUUGGCGCAAAGAUCGUAGCGCGGAUCGUGGCCAACCGACUGCAACGGCACACUGAGACCUUCAUGGACGAACACCAGCAGGGAUUCCGCCGCAAUCGCGGGGUCGAUGAUGUGCUACAGGUGACAAGGCGCGUAGCCGAGGAGGUCGUCUUUUCCGGCCCCAGCCAGCCAGUGACCCUGACUCUGUACGAUAUUGAAAAGGCUUACCCGCGGGUAAAUCGUGAGGCACUCUGGGAGCUGCUAAGGCGCUGGGGAUCAUGCCCUCGCUUCAUCAAAGUGUGCCAGGCACUACAUAACAGCACGCUGUUUCGGGUUCAAAGCGGCGCAGCGCUGUCACGCGGUUACUAUGCGGAUCGCGGUCUGAAGGAGGGAUGUCCCAGUUCGCCACCGUUGUUCAACGUGUAUCACGCGGCGGUCAUGAAGGACUAUCGCGUGCGGCGGACACGGGAAGCAUCCCGACAGGGACUAACCCCAGGUGUUACUUGGAAGGCGCAUGUGGGUGGACAAUUUCAGACCACUGGACAAGUAGUCACUGCGCAGCGAAACACGGCCACGGUAGUGCUAGGCGAUAUCGAAUUCGCCGAUGAUACGGCCACCCUCGCUACGGCGGACGAACACCAAACGGCUGACAGGCUGCUGGAAGAGACCUUUACUGACUGGGGGGAAAAGAUUAAUCGCGCCAAAACCGAGUCGCUCAUUUCCACCCUGGCGCGCCGCCAGAAAAGCGCAGUAGGGAUGCCCCAAACGUGCCAGCCGUCCGUCACGUAG